Molecule: messenger RNA, 1939 nt
Organism: Agelaius phoeniceus (red-winged blackbird)
Lineage: Eukaryota; Metazoa; Chordata; Aves; Passeriformes; Icteridae
Source: RefSeq, a predicted model, not a curated record
CAUUUUUUUCCCCAUUUUUCCCCCAUUUUUCUCUCUUUUCCAGGGGUUUGGGCGGCGCUGCCUCCUGGCCCGGCUGGGGCCCGGCCCCACCCUGCACCAGGCUGUCCCCAUGGCCACCACGGCCCGGGAGGAGAUGAGGAGGUUCUGGGAGAGGAACGAGCGCUCGGGGCGGCCCCUGUCCCCCCACGUCAGCAUCUACAAGUGGUCGCUGCCCAUGGCCAUGUCCAUCAGCCACCGCGGCACCGGCGUCGCCCUCAGCCUCGGUGUGUCCCUGUUCUCGGUGGCCGCCCUGCUGCUCCCUGAGCACUUCCCCCAUUACCUGGCUCAGGUGCGGGCGCUGAGCCUGGGCCCCGCCCUCGUCUGCUCGGCCAAGUUCCUGCUGGCCCUGCCCCUGUGCUACCACACCUGGAACGGCGUCCGCCACCUGGCCUGGGACCUCGGCAAGGGGCUGAAGCUGCCGCAGGUGACGCAGUCGGGGCUGCUGGUGCUGGCGCUGACCGUGCUGUCCUCGGCCGCGCUGGCGGCGCUCUGAGAGCCCCGGGCGGCCCCGGAUCCCGGCAAUCCCGGCAAUCCCGGGAAUUCCGGGAAUCCCGGCAAUCCCGGGCGGCCCCGGAUCCCGGCAAUCCCGGCAAUCCCGGGAAUCCCGGGCGGCCCCGGAUCCCGGCAAUCCCGGGCGGCCCCGGAUCCCGGCAAUCCCGGCAAUCCCGGCAAUCCCGGCAAUCCCGGGCGGCCCCGGAUCCCGGCAAUCCCGGCAAUCCCGGCAAUCCCGGGAAUUCCGGCAAUCCCGGGCGGCCCCGGAUCCCGGCAAUCCCGGCAAUCCCGGGAAUUCCGGCAGUCCCGGAUCCCGGCAAUCCCGGCAAUCCCGGCAAUCCCGGGCGGCCCCGCCCCUCCCUCCCCUCCCCCUGCCCGAAAUCCCGGGAUGAGCAGAGCUGCCCCGCCCCCCCCGCGCUGUCCCCGCGGUGUCCCCGUGGUGUCCCCACGUGUCCCCGAGGCCGGCACAAUGCGGGAUCUGUGUCCCCGCGAGUGGGAUUGGCACCGGGGGGUGGGAGCGCGGCAGCACAAGGAGCUCCAUUGAGGCAGCGCCCUACAGGGGUGGGUGACAGGUGACAUCUCGGUGCCACCCCCCCUGCCACCCCCCAGGGUCCUGGGUCCCAUGGGAAUGCCAUGAUUCAGCCCAUUUUGGGGGGAAAAUCCCCAAUUUUGGAGCUUCUUCCCAGUGGGGAGGCAGCGCUCUAUAGGGGUGACAUCUCAGUGCCACCCCCCUGUCACCCUGCUGCCACCCUGCUGCCACCCCCCUGCCACCACUCAAAAUCCUGGAUCCCAUGGGAAUUCCAUGAUUCAGCCCAUUUGGGGGGAAAAAAACCCAAUUUUGGAGCUUCUUCACAGUGGGGAGGCAGCACUCUAUAGGGGUGACAUCUCAGUGCCAUCCCACUGUCACCACUCGAGGUCCUGGAUCCCAUGGGAAUGCCAUGAUUCAGCCCAUUUUGGGGGCAAAAAAACCCAAUUUUGGGGCUUCUUCACAGUGGGGAGGCAGCACUCUAUAGGAGUGACAUCUCAGUGCCACCCCCCUGUCACCCCCUGCCACCCUGCUGCCACCACUCACAGUCCUGGAUCCCAUGGGAAUUUCAUGAUUCGGCCCAUUUUGGGGGCAAAAAUCCCAAUUUUGGAGCCUCCAGCCAGUAGGGAGACAGUACCCUAUAGGGGUGGGUGACAGGUGACAUCUCGGUGCCACCCCCCUGUCACCACUCGGGGUCCUGGAUCCCAUGGGAAUUCCCUGAUUCAGCCCAUUUUGGGGGGAAAAAUCCCAAUUUUGGAGCCUCCAGCCAGUGGGAACGUCCUGGUUUGGUGCUGGGGAGGGGUUUGUCACCCCAGGCGUUGUCACCCCAGAUGUUGUCACCCAGGUUUUGUCACCCCAGGCAUUGUCACCCCAGGCGUUGUC